Poeciliopsis prolifica (blackstripe livebearer) is the source of this 989-nucleotide messenger RNA. Its product is annotated as glucagon-1-like. Bases 16 to 669 code for a protein of 217 amino acids. Gene Ontology annotation, biological process: response to starvation. The record is from RefSeq and is a predicted model, not a curated record. NCBI's taxonomy places the organism in Eukaryota, Metazoa, Chordata, Actinopteri, Cyprinodontiformes, Poeciliidae. Gene Ontology annotation, molecular function: glucagon receptor binding; hormone activity. The transcript has 6 exons. Gene Ontology annotation, cellular component: extracellular region.
ACCGUAAAGUGGGACAUGGGACUUCCUCUUCUAGUAUAUAAAGCUGGAAGGGAGAAGCAGGUGAUUACACAGGAGCACCAAGCAGAGGAUCUAACAGCACUGUUUGGAAGGAAACAACACAAGCUUGGAACCAUGAGAAGCAUCCACUGCUUGGCCGGCGUCCUUUUGGUCCUGGGCUUCGUGCAAGUCAGCUGGCAGGUUCCUCUACUUGGCACUGAGGACAGCUCGAGUUUUGAGGACGACAACAGAUUAGCCAGCGGACCCCAGGAGCUGUCAAACAUCAAGAGACACUCAGAGGGAACGUUUUCCAAUGACUACAGCAAAUACCUGGAGGACAGGAAGGCCCAAGACUUUGUCCGGUGGUUGAUGAGUAACAAGAGGAGCGGCGCCGAUAAGCGCCAUGCAGACGGGACCUUCACCAGCGACGUCAGCUCCUACCUCAAGGACCAAGCAAUCAAAGACUUCGUUGCCCAGCUCAAGUCUGGACAGAUCCAAAGAGAAUCGGAAAUGGACAGCCUGGCUCAAACGAUCAGCAGGAGGCAUGUCGAUGGAAGCUUCACCAGCGAUGUGAACAAGGUGCUGGACUCCAUGGCUGCCAAGGAAUACUUACUGUGGGUCAUGACCUCUAAACCUUCAGGGGAAAGCAACAAACGGCAAGACAAACAAUGAGAGUCUUUUCAGGCCCCACUUAAAGCCAUAUUUCAGAGGAACAGGAAGCCAUACCGCUUUGCAUGUUAAUAUUUUUUACUUUACUUUGAAUGUGUUGCAAAGAUACAAAUAAAUGCUAUUCUUCCACAGACAAAAGGUGCACAAGGGAAGAAAUAAAAUUCAGGGCAUGAAAUUGUCCACAAAUGACAAUUAUUUGCUAUAUUUCUAAGUUGCAAACAAGAACACCAAAAGUUUUGUCUCAGGAAGUCCUAUGGAAAGCACAUGAUUGUCAUAGCAAAUGAAUAUUUUACUCUGCCAAAUAAACCUUGUCAUUUAUUUCA